UCCACACUGGUUUGAAGUCCUUGAAUGUAAUAAGUGUGGCAGAACCUUUUUUAUGAAUUCCAUCCUCAUUAUACAUCAAAGAACCCGCACAGGGGAGAAACCCUAUGGAUGCAAAGAAUGUGAGAAGUCCUUCUACAAAAAGUCAGCCCUGACUAAACAUCAAAAGACACACACAGGGGAGAAGCCACAUGAAUGUAAUGAGUGUGGGAAAGCCUUCCACUUGAAAUCAACCUUAAUCACACACCAGAGAAGUCAUACUGGAGAGAAAUCCUUUAAAUGUAAUGAAUGUGAAAAAUCAUUCUAUGUGAAGUCACUUCUUAAUAUUCAUCAGAGAAAUAACACUGAAAAGAAACCCCAUGUAUGUAAUGAAUGUGGGAAAGCCUUUUCUAUAAGGUCAAACCUCACUGACCACCAGAGGACACAUUCAAAAGAGAAACCCUAUGAAUGUAAUGAAUUCCAGAAGACCUUUCGGCAUAAGUCAACCUUAACUGUUCACCAGAAAACUCAUACAGGAAAGAAACCAUAUGAAUGCAAUGAAUGUGGGAAGUCCUACAUGAAGUCAGCCCUCAGUCAACACCAGAGAAUACACACAGGGGAGAAGCCUUAUGAAUGUAAGGAAUGUGAGAAACCCUUCCAGAAGUCACAUCUCAUUGAACACCAGAGAACACACACUGGGGAGAAGCCCUGUGAAUGUAAUAAGUGUGGGAAAUCUUUCUGUUACAAGUCAGUCCCAACUAUACAUCAGAGAACUCAGAAGAUAAACCCUAUAAAUGUAGUGAAUGUGAGAAAUCUUUUUGUAUGAAAUCACACCUCACUGUGCAUCAAAGAACUCACACCGGGAAGAACAUCUUUGAAUGUAAUGAAUGUGGGAAAACUUUUUAUGUGAAGUCAAACCUCAUUAACCACCAGAGAACUCACACAAGAGAGAAGCCCUAUGAAUGCAAGAGAUGCAGAAAUUCCUUCUGUGUGAAGUCAGCCCUCACCGUACAUCAGCGAACACAUACAGGGAGA
Molecule: messenger RNA, 1011 nt
Organism: Manis javanica (Malayan pangolin)
Lineage: Eukaryota; Metazoa; Chordata; Mammalia; Pholidota; Manidae
Source: RefSeq, a predicted model, not a curated record